AUGGCCAACACCGACCGGAGAUAUUUUCUGUCCGCUCAAUUAGGUGUCGUGUUCUCCGAAGAAGAAGACGUCGCCGUCGUGUUGUGCAGUGAAGUGUCUUCGGGUGAAAUGCGGAAAUCCGUCAACGUUCAAGUGCAACACUACAAUACAUCAACCGCCUGGUCGCGGGGGCUAAAUGGAAGCCCCCCAGCGGCUCUCACGGUCUUCCUAGUCGGGAGGACUGAAAACCCCGAGCAAGACAAAGUGAUCGCAAAUGAAGUCAAAGAUGAAGGAGAUGUCCUACUUGGAAACUACAAGGACAGCUACAGGAACCUUACCCUGAAAACAGUGCAUGGACUCAUCUGGGCCGGCAUGCAUCUCAAGCCUCUCUACGUCUUGAAAACAGAUGACGAUUGUUUUGUCAACACGAAAGUUCUGAAUGAUGUCUUGACAGGAGACAUAGCCUUUAGACUUAAUCGGCUUGGGUCUCCAGCAAGGCGGGUCGCUUUUACAAUGCUGCAAAAUGUGACGCCGGAGAAGAAGGUUGUAGAUGCAAAAACUUUAACAGUCGAAACGCCCUUGUCUAUGUUUUCAGGGUUUCAGGAAUAUUCUUCGGCACUCUAUGUGGGAAGUAUCCGUUGGGAAAACGAAGUCGUACGCGAUGCAAAAAACCGUUGGUACGUUUCGGAGCAGGACUUCUCGGCGAGCCAGUAUCCGCCCUACCCCAGCGGUGCAGGAUACGUCCUUGAUGCUACCGCACUGAGCCUGUUCAUCAGAACUGUGCGCUAUGUGCGGCCGUUCGCGAAUGAGGAUGCCUACGUAGGAUCCGUAUUAAAUGAAGCCGGAGUGGAACCUCAACAUAGCUCCAGGUUUUCGGCGAGGACGUCUAGUUUCUGGACGUGCAACUUGCUGUACCUUGUGGUGAUUCACGGUGUCCAGCCGGCGGAACAAGCAGGGCUCGUGAAAAGGGUGCAGGAGGCCAAGCAAGAGUGUCGUGGACUUGAAGUAGAGCUCGGUUGGAACUGA
This is a messenger RNA of Ixodes scapularis (black-legged tick), 1005 nucleotides long. Its product is annotated as beta-1,3-galactosyltransferase 1-like. Gene Ontology annotation, cellular component: membrane. Bases 1 to 1005 code for a protein of 334 amino acids. Gene Ontology annotation, molecular function: N-acetyl-beta-D-glucosaminide beta-(1,3)-galactosyltransferase activity. The record is from RefSeq and is a predicted model, not a curated record. NCBI's taxonomy places the organism in Eukaryota, Metazoa, Arthropoda, Arachnida, Ixodida, Ixodidae. The transcript has 2 exons.